Molecule: messenger RNA, 564 nt
Organism: Notechis scutatus (mainland tiger snake)
Lineage: Eukaryota; Metazoa; Chordata; Lepidosauria; Squamata; Elapidae
Source: RefSeq, a predicted model, not a curated record
AAUGACAUUGACUUAUAUUCUGGAGCUAGCUAUUGUGCCCUGAAGACUGUUCCAGAAAAUGAAAAGAUGUAUACCACAGUUCUCCAGCAAAAAAGCAACAGAGGUCGGAAAAGACUACGACUGUUUGAAUAUAUUCUUGAGUCUCUUCAUAAUCCAGACAUGGCAAACUGUAUCCAGUGGAUAGAUAAAACCAAUGGUGUCUUCCAGUUUAUUUCCAAAAACAAGGAGAAAUUGGCAGAACAGUGGGGGGAACGCAAAGGGAACCGGAAAGUCAUGACCUACCAGAAAAUGGCAAGAGCCCUGAGGAAUUAUGGGAGAACGGGAGAAAUAACUAAAAUUCGAAGAAAGCUGACCUAUCAGUUUGGUGCUGUGGUUUUGCGAAAGCUCUCUCUAGCCUGCUUUUCAGGAAAAGAUGGAAAUAUUGAUGAUCAAUUUGUUAAAGCUGAACAGGAAUGCCUGUAUGCAGCUGACUGGCUUACUUAUCAAAACUGCAUAAACCAAAAAGGCUGUGACCUUCAACAGGACAGCAGCCUUACAAGUUCAUUCUACUAUGAAGCUUACUAG